UGUAUAUGUGUCUACUGUUUCUCAAGCGGAGAAUUCCCGGUGAAUGACAACGAGGCAACAGGCUCACGUGUUGUUACUGUGUGUACGAGGGGAACACGUUUAGGCGGCGUGUUUGUUUCAUUGGCGAAGCGAACAGGCUUGGGCAUUCUUUUCCUUCAAUCGACGACGAAGCUUGCAUUGACUGCGGUUGCACAAGAAAAUACCGUCGUUACGAUCGAAAGAGACUCGCGAUCCCCAAAAAAUGAGCCCGCAAACUUUCUAAACUAAAGAGAUCGACGUCCAGGAAGAAUCUGCGAAAAUGGUGCCCUCGUCGAGGCUGCUCCAGGACGAGCCAGCCGAUUCCGCGACAGAAACUAGCCCCAGAAAUCCGCCCGACAGACCAACGACCCUGCCGUCGAUCGUGAUCGAGGACGUCGGAGGCAACGACGAUGAUCCACCGCCUUACAGCGCGGUCGUUCCGCCGGAUCACGUCGGUUGGCCUUUCAACUUUCCUGCGAUUCCGUAUUCCGCGUGUACGACGACGAGCUGCAGAACGGAGGCCGCCCCGUUGGCCGAUUUCCAAACGAACCCGACGUCGCCGGGUUCCGAUUUCCAUCCCGAGGGAACGGACAGUCAGCACGCGUCGAUCUCGAUGCCUUUAAUGCCGUACAGGCUGCUCAUGUUCGGCUCCCGUAGAUCUCUGUUCACGCACGGCGGACUGCCGUUCUCGGAUAACAUCUCAGUGAGGAAGGACGGGAACGGAAGGACACGCAAGUACGGCGCAAUUCUGGUCGGUGCGGCCGUGAUCACCUUCCUCAUGGCGCUGUCCUUGCUGGUGCGAUUCGUCAUGGACAGAAAUCUUUGGCGCGGAUAGAACCGAGGCUCCACGGAAACCGUCUGACAUCUGGUUUUACUUUUCCCGUUCUCGAUCUAGACUGAAUCUAGAGUAAGCGUUGUCACAGUAUAAUUCC
Molecule: messenger RNA, 950 nt
Organism: Habropoda laboriosa
Lineage: Eukaryota; Metazoa; Arthropoda; Insecta; Hymenoptera; Apidae
Exons: 3
Coding region: 299-853 (184 amino acids)
Source: RefSeq, a predicted model, not a curated record